AUGGCUCUGGCACGAAGACUUUCCCUCGCCCUUGUCGCUCUCCUCUACCCCCAGUCACCUAUCUCUUGCCAUGCACAUCAGCCGUCCCUGUCUUCCACCCCUAUCGGUCCUAAUUACGAUUUUCCUCUCGAAGACCUGGAUAAAGAUCUCCCCUUCUCCCAACCUGUCACCUUUGCCCAUCUUCCUUGGGAACGGUGUUUCUCAGCCUCACACGACUCUCCCUUGGACAUCGCCGUCGUCGGCUUUCCCUACGACACCUCAACCUCAUACCGGCCGGGCGCACGAUUUGGACCUCGAGGAAUCCGUGCCGCCAGCUCGCGUGAGAAGAAAGGCCGUAGCUACAAUACGGUCUGGGGCCUGGACCCACUCACGGAAGGUGGCCUCAGGAUCGUCGAUUGUGGAGAUAUUCCCAUUACGCCAUUCGAUGCGGCACAUGCCUUUCGCCAGAUGGAACAGGGGUAUCGACAAGUCCUAUUCCACAACACCACGACCGCAGUCGGGGCAAACUGGCGGCAUCCCCGAAUUCUCAGCCUCGGAGGCGACCACAGCAUCGUCCUCCCAAUCCUACGCAGCUUGAAACAGGUCUAUGGCCCCAUUAGCGUGAUCCAUCUAGACUCGCACCUCGAUACCUGGGACCCGUAUGCGGGAUACACAGGCAUUGUGUCCGAGCAGAGCUCCAUCACUCACGGCACGUUUUUCUGGCACGCCGCGCGCGAGGGGUGUAUUGCCAAGGGAACCUCAGUCCACGGCGGAUUGCGCACCAAACUCUUCAGCCCCGAAGACUACGUGGUCGAUCGCGACGUGGUCGGCUUCACGCUGAUUGAAGCGCACGAAAUCGACGAACCCGACAUCGGCAUCCAUGGCAUCAUCGAACGCGUCACGAAUACCGUCAAGGAUACCCCCGUCUACCUGUCCAUCGAUAUCGAUGUGUUGGAUCCUUCUAUCGCGCCCGCAACUGGCACACCCGAGAGCGGCGGAUGGACGACCCGCGAAGUCAAGCGAUUCAUCAAAGGUCUUGAAGGCAUCAGACUCGUCGGUGCAGAUGUCGUUGAGGUCUCUCCGCCCUACGACACGGCUGCAGAGGUCACGAGCGUUGCGGCCAGUGAUUUGCUAGUGGAUAUUUUGGCAUUGAUGGCCAAAGAUUUAGUGCGGACAGCGAAGGAUACAAAGGAUGGAGUUAAGGAUGAGUUAUAA
Rhinocladiella mackenziei CBS 650.93 is the source of this 1194-nucleotide messenger RNA. Its product is annotated as agmatinase. Gene Ontology annotation, molecular function: agmatinase activity; metal ion binding. The coding region runs from base 1 to 1194 and encodes 397 amino acids. The transcript has a single exon. The record is from RefSeq and is a predicted model, not a curated record. NCBI's taxonomy places the organism in Eukaryota, Fungi, Ascomycota, Eurotiomycetes, Chaetothyriales, Herpotrichiellaceae.